AUAUGGAAUUUUACAUUACUUUGUAGCCUUGAAACUGACUUGUUCACUUCUCAUAGCUAAAAUCUAUUUCCCACACUGUUAAACAUGAGAAAAGCUGAUGUAUAGUGUUGUUGAAACCACCUACUUUUCUACUGACCUAAAUGAUCACAUCUUUUCCUUUUCCUUUCUGGAUGUAGCUUUGGAAUCAAACCCUUCUGAUCAUCUAAAGGAAACACCAAUCUUCCCAAGCAAAUGUCAAUCAUAUGCCCAUGAUUGGAAGCAGAACACCACUUUGAAAUACGUAACACCAGGGCAGCUUCCCAGGAUGUACAGCUUCUGCUCAACAAUAUUUCUAGAUGACAGCACACUCAGCCAGCCUAAUUGUGCCAACAUAAUACAAUGACUUUAUGGUAGAAGAGAACAUCAUGUAGCAACUUAAGAGUCCAGGAAAGGUGGACUUCUUUUAUAUUAAGCAUUGAUGUUGUAAGGCAGUUAAUCAUAAACUGCAAAUGUGAUUUCUUUGUAUAUUGCAAGAAAAAAGCAGUUGUGUGCGAGUUAAAGGUUUAAAAUAUUUCCUACUUGAGAAAUGCUUCAGGGAUAAAGGAGAAGCUUUUGCUCUACUGGUACCACAGCACAUCAAUAUUUGAAUUUUCUCCAUCACAAAAGAGCAAUAGCAUGACACAUU
Octodon degus (degu) is the source of this 664-nucleotide messenger RNA. Its product is annotated as cyclin-Y-like protein 1. NCBI's taxonomy places the organism in Eukaryota, Metazoa, Chordata, Mammalia, Rodentia, Octodontidae. Gene Ontology annotation, biological process: regulation of canonical Wnt signaling pathway; regulation of protein kinase activity. Gene Ontology annotation, molecular function: cyclin-dependent protein serine/threonine kinase activator activity. The coding region runs from base 98 to 382 and encodes 94 amino acids. The transcript is spliced from 4 exons. The record is from RefSeq and is a predicted model, not a curated record. Gene Ontology annotation, cellular component: plasma membrane.